UAAUUAUGCGUUAGAAUGAUUUGAUUGGCUUAUGGUUAGUUCAUGUUCUACUGAUGAUGAUGUCGCUUGUGUACGACAAAAAUAACACACACAUUCACAUAAACAUCACCGAGUGAUUAUUAUUAUUAAGUUGAAACAUCACUAUCAAACGACACUGUCAUACACUGCCACUUGAUAAUUAAUUAAAUAAAUAAAUAUAAAUAUUAUAAAUUAAUUUGUACUUGAUAGUACAAUGACAUUGUGAAUUCAAUAAUUUUUUUUUUAAAUCAUAAAUCAUGAAUUUAUAUAUCAAAAGUAAAUAAAAACAACAAAUUGUCAAUGUCAACAGUGUGUAGAUAAAUAUUCAUAAAUAAUAAACAAAUUGAAAAAAAAAUUAAUUGGAUUAAUUUAAACAUUGAAAUGAUAAGAAUACAAAUAUGUAAAAUUAUAUUUAUAUUUUUGGAGGCAAUUAUUAUUCAAGUUUCGUCAACAACACACUGGGUUGUCACUGAAAAUGGAAGAAUACAAGCACAGAGGGCAUCGGUUUUUUAUACUGAAAAACCACAUGAUUUACCAGGUUUUUUGGAGCAAGAAAAACGUAUGAAUGAUGUUAAAUUAUUAUAUCAAAAAAUAAUGGCUAGGAAAGUUGGGUUAGACAGUCAAAUGGCUGUAUUAAAUUCAAUUGGUGAUCUUGAAAGUUGGCUUCAAUCAUCAAAUCCAGAAUGUAUAUCAAAUAAAAAGCUACUAGAUGAAUUUGAUUUUUAUGCCAGCGUAGCAACUGAUGGUGGUUAUCGUAAAGGCAUAUCAAAAAAGGAUUAUUUAUUAGAUGGAAUUCCAAAUGAGGGAAAACUUAAAAUACCUGAUUGUAAAAAAACAUUUCCACUUGAAUUUAGUAUACAUACAUUUGAACAUCUCAGUGCAAUGAAAAAUCGAAAAAAUUUAACUCAACAUGAAGAAAAAGAUUUGAUAAAGUAUCUUCCACCAGGAACAGAUUUAAAUAAAUUUGGUCAUCAAAUUUAUUAUGGUUUAAGUCGUAAUAAUACAUCAUGGAUACAUUUAAAUUUAGCAGCAAUAUAUUGGCGUGUACGUGGUAAUGCAUAUGAAGCACUUGAAUGUUCACGUCGUGCAAUUGUAACAUCACCACAUGAAUAUCGUGAUAUACCAUUAUUAACAACUGGUGGUAUACUUCAUGCUUCAAAACAUUCAGCAGAAGCUGCAAUAAUAUUACAUGCUGCUAUUGAACAUGCACCAGAUCAAAGUCAUCAACAUUUAGCACUUGGUCAUGUUUAUGCUAUUUUAGGAUUUUACAGUCAAUCAAUUGCUUGUUAUGAUAAUUCAUUACGUUUAACACCAUCAAUGGAACAAGCUAAACUAGCUAAAUUUGUUAUUCAUUGUUGUCAAAGUUUAGAAGAUUCGCUUACAGCAUUACACAAAAGAUUGGAUGACAUUGUAUCAGAGCUAAAUGCACAACAAAGUGAUUAUGCUGAGAUGCUUAAACUUGAACAAAAAAUAUUAUGUGAAUUGGGUGAUAAGAUGAGCAGAUUGGGACCAGUUAUAAUAAAUCAAGGACAAAUGUGCAUACAACAACAAGAUCAACCGUCAUUAUCAUGUAAAAUUAUAAAUGAUAAUCAAAUAUUUGCACGUAAUCUUGAAUUAGACAUUGGAAUAAGUUUAAAACAAUUAAAAAAUGUUGAAAGUCAAGUUGAAAAAAUUAAUGAUUUAAUGACAAACUCAAAAGUUUUAUAUCCAUUGGAUGAAGAAACAAAUGAUGAAAAAAAAAUAGAAGGUUAUUCAGUUUUUAUGGAACCAAUUAUUCCACAAAAAUAUCAUAAUUAUGAAAUUAAAAAAAGUAAAGAAUUAUUUGAAAAUAAAAAUUGGCCAGAUUCAUCAGAAUGUAAUAAAAAAUCAUUAUUAUUAGAUGAUAGUAAAGAAUAUGUAGAAAUAUAUUUACCACCAGAAAAUAAAGGCUAUGCAACUCGUGUAUUUGUGAAUGAAUUAAUUGGCAUUGAUCCAGACAAAGAACACACACUGCCUUGGUAUCCACCAGUAUGUCAACCACCUGAUACUUACAAUGAAAAAUUUAUUAGCCAAGCAUUGCUCAAGGCAACAUCUACCGGAAAUCAUUUACCAGAAAGAAAUUUAGCAUCACAUCUUAAAUAUUUAGUUAAAAAUGCUGAACUUGCUGAAAUUGGACAGAGAAUAUUAACAGCAACAAAAACAAAAGUUGGACCACCGUGGGUACUUGCAAUGUUGUCAUCUCUGCAUUGGCGAGUUGUUGGAAAGCCAAGAAAUGCAUUAGAUUGUUUAAAAUUAGCAUUAAAUACAGUACCAAAUAGAUUUAAAGAUGUUCCAUUAGUUAGCAUUGGUGCUAUUGGACAUAAAGUUGGUUUAAUUGAUGAUGCUAUUAAGGCUGUAAAAGAAGCAAUAAGAAUUAAUCCUAUUGAGCCAAUGACAAAUUAUUUGUAUGGAGCAUUACUUAAUGCUAAAGGGAAUUUAACAGGUGCAAUUCAUCAUAUAAAACAAACACUGAGAGUUGAGCCAGAUGCUGUUGGUAGUGGUAGAGCAUUGAUGUUGUUGAGAUCAAUUAUUUGCCAAAAAAGAAUAAAUAGUAAACGUGCAGAAAAAAAUAUUGACAAUAUUGAAAGCUGUGGAUUGUCGUAUUCAUCAUCAGAAAUUAUUGCAAAACAUGAACUGCAGGAUGGUGAUACAGUUCUUUGUCUUGGUGAUGGUUCAGACUGCAAACCUCUUCAAUGCUUUUCAAUGAAAAUGAAUUCUGACGAUACAUCAGAUUGAUAUAUUAAUUUUAAUAGUAAAAAAUAAAAUUUUAUACAUCGUUGAAGUUUUAAAAAAUCAAUUUAAUUGAUUUAAAUAAAUUAUAGAAAUCAAUUUACAUAUCGAAUGACUUUGUCAUACAUUUUUUUAAUUGUCAUAUUUUUUAUUAUUCAUGUAUACAUUAUUAUAAAUAAAGCAAUCUUAAAUUUUAA
This is a messenger RNA of Aphidius gifuensis, 2963 nucleotides long. Its product is annotated as tetratricopeptide repeat protein 17. The transcript is spliced from 9 exons. Gene Ontology annotation, biological process: actin filament polymerization. The coding region runs from base 400 to 2772 and encodes 790 amino acids. The record is from RefSeq and is a predicted model, not a curated record. NCBI's taxonomy places the organism in Eukaryota, Metazoa, Arthropoda, Insecta, Hymenoptera, Braconidae. Gene Ontology annotation, cellular component: cytoplasm; actin cytoskeleton. Gene Ontology annotation, molecular function: protein binding.